AUGGAACAGCACGUUCAGGAAAUGCUCGAUCUAGGGCACCACUCUGCACAAGCGCCAUACUCGACAAACGCAGCGCCAUUUCCCAACAACACUACAAUCAAGGCAUACAUAGUCCGCGAGAUCAGCGCGCGCGUCGACUCAAAACUCGGUGCAAUCGUCGACACUGCGAUCAUGGCGCGCAUGAACCAUCCCGAAGCCUCCCAGAAGACCGAACAAACUAAAAUCAACACUCUUCAGACCAGCCGUAACUACGAUCGCCGGAUUCUCAACGACCUGGAUUCUCUCCACCGGCAUGAGCGUACCCUGAACACUGCGCUGGUGGGGCGGCUCUUUCAAACUACGUCGCUGGAAGGUGAUCCGGACGCGAGGUUCAACGAAACGACCUUCGACCUGCAAAGCACGGACAGUGUGAACUCGGUGCUGGUUUCGCAUGUGGAGACGCUGGUGGUGAAGGUGCAGCGACUUGAGGCACAGGUGAAAGAGCUGCAGGAGGCGCUCAGAGGUACCUGGAGCGGCCUGAUAAGUUUCGCGUAG
Messenger RNA from Ascochyta rabiei, 534 nucleotides. RefSeq lists its product as uncharacterized. Lineage: Eukaryota; Fungi; Ascomycota; Dothideomycetes; Pleosporales; Didymellaceae. The transcript has a single exon. The record is from RefSeq and is a predicted model, not a curated record. Bases 1 to 534 code for a protein of 177 amino acids.